AUGGAGAAACAAUUUCAGCAGGAGUAUACUACUAGCAUGUUUAGGGAUGUUCAAGUGGAGUUUGUGAAAAAGGCUAAUUGCAGAGCAUCAGUAGUUACGGAAGAUUGGCCAGUGGUACGCAUGAAGGUGGAAGAGGAAAAAUUAGUAGAUGAUACUAUGAUCUGUGUUUCGUAUGUUGUCCACUUUGACCGCUCCACACAGGAGGUUCGUUGUGAGUGCAACCUUUUUGAGAGUUCAGGUGUGUUGUGCUGUCACUGUCUUGAAGUUUUUCAUUCGUUUAAAGUGUAUAAAGUACCUUCCUGCUAUGUUCUCCCUCGUUGGAGCAAGAAUAUAAAGCGCAAGCAUACUUAUAUCAAGAGCAGUCACGACGUCAGUCGGUCAGAUGUGAGUCAUAAUGAAUUCAAGGAAUUAUGUGCACACUUUUACAACAUUGUGCAAGAGUUCAUAAAUGACGAGGAUGAAACUAAUUUGCUGCAUGCUGCUUUAGAAGAAACAAGGUCCAAGUUGAGCGAGCACCGUGCUAAGAAGAAGUCCGAGAGCGUGGCGGAGAACCACACUAGCAUUGGCUCACAACAUUCGAAUGUUCUCGGUGUUGUCGACAUCCAAGCACCAUCGUUGGUCACUACAAAGGGCCGGCCAAAGAGUAAAAGGCUCGGAUCAACCCUUGAGAAGUCCUUCAAGAAAUCUAGUCGGAGGAAAAACAAGAACGCUUACCCGGUGGUUCGUUCAAAUAUAUAUCAGGAUACAAGUAUUGGUGAUCCUAUUGCCCGGACUGUGCCUGAACAAGUGAGGAGCUUUAUGUCUUUGCUAAGCUCCUUUGACAAAAGUUAG
Messenger RNA from Arachis stenosperma, 831 nucleotides. RefSeq names its product protein FAR1-RELATED SEQUENCE 1-like. The transcript has 2 exons. The record is from RefSeq and is a predicted model, not a curated record. NCBI's taxonomy places the organism in Eukaryota, Viridiplantae, Streptophyta, Magnoliopsida, Fabales, Fabaceae. Bases 1 to 831 code for a protein of 276 amino acids. Gene Ontology annotation, molecular function: zinc ion binding.